Molecule: messenger RNA, 1997 nt
Organism: Thrips palmi
Lineage: Eukaryota; Metazoa; Arthropoda; Insecta; Thysanoptera; Thripidae
Exons: 4
Coding region: 1122-1850 (242 amino acids)
Source: RefSeq, a predicted model, not a curated record
CCAGGGGGGCGCCGGGGGCAGCGACCCCGGCCUGCCGUGGCCCGCCGGGGCAGGCUAAAGACGUUUGUUGGGCGUUGAGCCCCUGUCGGCCCCUCUGUCAUCACAGGCACUGGGCACUGGGGACGCCCGACGCCCGCUUAUUUUUACGCCAGUUCCUAGUUAUUUGCGGUUUGUUCCUUGCCCGAUGCUUUCUCCACUCCUCUCUGUGUGCGUGAGUGUGUGUCCCUCUGUGUGUCUGUGUGUGUGCCUGGCUUGUUAGAGGUGGUGUACCUUACCCGCGACUCGCCGCUAGUUAACUUAUUCAGUUGCGAAACAACUUAGCACCAGCUUAGGAAGGCGUGGAGGCAGCGACCCGGCGUUCCUACAUGUGAUUCUAGUUUGUAGUUAAAUUAAUCAAUCGGAGCUUGUCGCCGACGUUCACGAGUGUCAACAGCUCGGUCCUUGGAACAUUAAACAAACCACAUGCCGAGUGUUUCGAUUGUUUCCUUCUGCUUCCUUCUGCUUCCUGUGCGGCGAACGGGCCGCGCGCCCGAACAUGGCCGAACAUGCACGACUAGACGGAGUAGACGGAGCGCGUCGUGUCGCGGACACUCGUAAAGAUACGGUGCGCGGGUCAUUCAAGCCUCGACGCGACACUGGAAGUUGACGUGGCCGCACACGGAGUGGCACGGAGUGCUCGGAGGCAUCACCUCGCCGGCCAGGCCGGGCGUGGACAGACAGGCAGACGGACAGGCGGACGGACAGACAGACAGGCAGACAAGAAGCAGACAGGUGGACGGACGGACAGACGGACAGACUGGCAGGAGGGCACAUGGCGAGUGUCCCGCUAAGUUCCAGUCCGGUCCUGGUUAGUCCUGGUUGGUCCUGGUGGCUGCUGACCGGGCUGAAGGCUUCACCGUGAGGCUGCUGCCAGGCUGCUGCAGGCCGAGGACACUCCCAGUGACCCUGCUGCGUGCUGCGCGCGCGGACGACUGACGCGAGACGGAGCGGGUCAGUGAACCCUCGGGCACCUCCGGAUUCCCAGUGUUUACGGUGCAGUAACGCCCCGGAGUGAUUGCCGGGUGAAUCAGGGGACUGCAGGGAAGUGCACCGGGGGGACUGCAGGCGGAACAAGGACCAGGAUGGGGCGCUCGCUGGCGGUGCUGACGCUCUACGCCCUGGCCCUGGCGCACUGCGCAGUGCUGCACGACGCCGACUUCGAGUACCCCGACGUCGAGUUCGAGGACGACGCCGUCGCCUUCGCCAGAGGUGGCGCGUCCGCGCGCGCGCCGCGGCGGCCCUGCGAGUGCGCCGACGGCCAGUGCAGCUGCUGCUCCGGGUUCGUGAUGCAGAGCCUCAUCAACUUCGCGCCCCGGCAGCGCGGCUGCAUCAACAUCACCUACGACCCCGACGACUUCGCCUUCGCCAUGGCGCUGUCCUUCAACGACCGCGUCCUCUACAAGAACACCAUCUCGGCCAAGAACCCCCGGCCGCUGUGCGUGUCCGUGCCGCGGGUGACGGGCGCCAAGCUGUGCGUGCGCCUCAGCAACGUGUACUUCGUGGGCAGGAACGUGCACGCCUGCGUCGACAUGGAGGCCAAGUGGCAGGACUCGCAGGCCUUCCAGAUGACCUUCGACUGUAUCCGGGUGGGCGCGGACGGCGUCAAGGUGGUGAAGCCCGAGGACGGGUCGGGCAUCGCCGUCGGCGUGCCCGUGGCCAUCACCCCCGCGCCCGAGGAGUACGACGAGAUCCCCGCCGAGCACCCCGUCAACGCCACCCUGGCGGCCGCCACCACGACCACCACCACCACGACGGCCAGGACGACGUCCGCCGCCUCCACGGACGUGGGAGAAGAGGAAGAGGAAGAGUGAAGGUCGCCGACGACGACACUGUUAGGGACCUACCUCGUAAUCCUAUUAAAGUUAGCUUUGUUUACGUCAUUUGCGUACGUACUUUUGGCCCUCUCUCAAACAGAAACAUUUUUUUUGGACACGGUGAUCAACCGGACCAAUCUAACG